This is a messenger RNA of Aspergillus bombycis, 2322 nucleotides long. RefSeq names its product SPX domain protein. The transcript is spliced from 2 exons. The coding region runs from base 1 to 2322 and encodes 773 amino acids. The record is from RefSeq and is a predicted model, not a curated record. Lineage: Eukaryota; Fungi; Ascomycota; Eurotiomycetes; Eurotiales; Aspergillaceae. Gene Ontology annotation, cellular component: vacuolar transporter chaperone complex; fungal-type vacuole membrane.
AUGCGCUUUGGUAAAACUCUUAAGAAUUCAAUUUAUCCCCCAUGGAGUGGGAAGUAUAUCGAUUACCACAAGCUCAAGGUCCUCUUGAGGGAACAUGAUGUCACCGGAGAUGGCAGUGACUCGGACACUCAAUGGACGGAACAGGAUGAGGAAGCUUUUGUCCAAGAACUGAUCAACGUUCAAGUGGACAAAGUCAACGCUUUCCAAGUGGAAACCUCUCAACAGUUGAGGGAACGUACUUCUGCUUGUGAAACUAAGCUGCGGCCACUGGCACCCUCUGACGAAAACGAGGCACCUACUGUAGUCGACGAAAAUGAGAGAAUGACUAUCGCUUCCGAAGUCCUUCAUGAACUAGAUGGUAUCACCAAAGAAGUGAGCGAGCUCGAGAAGUACAGCCGUAUCAACUUCACUGGUUUCCUCAAAGCUGCAAAGAAGCAUGAUAGAAAACGAGGAGCACGGUAUCGUGUCAAGCCUCUGCUUCAAGUCCGGCUAUCGCAGUUGCCAUUUAACUCGGAGGACUAUUCGCCCCUAGUCCGCAGGUUGUCAGUGAUGUAUUCCUUUGUUCGUGAAAUAUCGAGUCAGGGUGUUGCUGAGCCCAGGGAUGUGGAGGCGCCUCGGUUCGGCCAAGACUCAUAUUCGUCAUUCAAGUUCUGGGUACAUUCCGAUAACAUUUUAGAAGUCAAAACUUACAUCCUUCGACGGCUGCCGGUCCUCAUUUAUAACCCUGGCACUUCUAAGGAAUUGGAGACACUUCCAGACGACCCUACAAUCACCUCCCUAUACUUUGACACCCCCCAAUUCGAUCUAUACACUCAAAAGGUCGCACGUGCACCAGAGGCUAGCUCUUUGAGGAUUAGAUGGACUGGAAAUCUGAAAGAUAAGCCUGCCAUUUACCUGGAAAAGAAGGUCGUGACCGAUGACGAUCGCAGUAAAGAGGUGAAGGUGCAGCUGAAGCAGAAGCACGUGAAAGAAUUUCUCGACGGCGAAUAUCGAUUUGAUAAGAAGCUCCACCGGAUGGCCGACAUGGGAAAUGGAGAGUCAGAGCAGGCAGAAUCUCUCAAGAGAGACGUGGAUGAGCUGCAAUCGUUCAUAAAGGAGCACCAGGUGCAACCCAUGCUGCGAGCCAACUAUACUCGCACGGCUUUCCAAAUUCCUGGCGAUGAUCGGAUCCGCAUCUCGCUCGACACGAAUUUAGCACUAAUUCGGGAAGACUCUUUGGAUGAAGAGCGACCCUGUCGUGACCCGAAUGAAUGGCACCGUACUGAUAUCGACAAUAUCGGUAUGGGAUAUCCCUUCAGUACCGUACGAACAGGUGAAAUCGCGCGCUUCCCAUAUGGUUUGCUGGAGAUUAAGUUGAGGGGGGAGUCUGCACAUAAAGCUGAAUGGGUCAAUGACCUGAUGGUUUCACACCUUGUGAAGGAGGCCCCGCGGUUUUCUAAAUUUGUCCACGGCGUCGCACAGCUUUUUGAAGACUAUGUCAACAGCUUUCCUUUCUGGCUUAGUGAGAUGGAAAAUGACAUCCGCCGGGACCCUGAAACCGCGUUCCAGCAAGAGCGAGAAAGAAUUGCAAAACGGGCGGAAGAUGACAUGGCAGUUGGAAGCUUCCUUGGAAACAGGGCGAGCCCGUCUGUAAAGCCCUUGGUGGGAUCCCCCAUCUCUAGGUUACCGGACGUCGAAAGUUCCUCACGCUCGAGGCCCUCUCCACAGGUAGCACCGUCCUCCAGGCCAUCUGCCUCAGAGGGCGUCUCUUAUGAAAUACCUGAAUCACCGGAGCAAGAGGACCGACCUGUGACCCUGUCCCGCCUGGCUGCCUUGUUCCCAACGUUUUCUUUUUCACGUGCAAAUCGCGUGCAGCAGGCUUCGGUUGCUUUGCCGCCGGGUGUACGGGAGCCGGGUACAUGGAUCAAGGAUUCUGGACCCGUCAAGGUUGAAAGCAAAGUGUGGCUUGCCAACCAGCGGACCUUCAUAAAAUGGCUUCACGUCAGCAUCCUUCUUUCAUCGCUCUCCCUGGGUCUUUAUAACGCUGCAGGCAAAACCAAUGACAUAGCUCGCGCCCUCGCUAUCGUCUAUACUUGCUUUGCGAUCUUUUCCGCUGCCUGGGGGUGGUACAUGUAUGAGAAGCGCGCUCGACUUAUCCGCCAACGAAGCGGGCGAGAUCUAGACAAUACUUUUGGGCCGAUAGUUGUGUGUAUCGGAUUGGCCGUAGCCCUUGUAUUGAACUUUGCUUUCAAGUAUUCUUCCACCCUAGAGAAGCUCAGACAGGAGCAGCCUUCUCACACCGAUAUGCCUUCUUUAGUCAAUCAAGGUGGACAUGCACUCUGA